AUGGUUGCCUUGGUAACCGUGCGCCAAAAUGAUUCGGAUGGAGCUGUGGGUCCUGAUGUUGAAAAAAAUCAUCCUAAGCCUGGAGUAAAAUCAAAAGAUGAAACAGAAGAAAAAUUACAACCGGAAAAAAAGCUAACAGUUUUAGAAACACAUGGAUACACUUUAGGAAAAACAAUUGGAACAGGAUCAUAUGCAACAGUAAAGGUAGCACGAUCAGAAAGACAUGAUUGCCUUGUGGCAGUGAAAAUCGUAUCAAAAUUUCAAGCUCCUGCAGAUUAUUUAAAAAAAUUUCUCCCCAGAGAAAUAGAAGUCGUUAAAGGAUUGAAACAUAUAAAUUUAAUAAGAUUUUUACAAGCUAUAGAAACCACACACAGAGUCUACAUAAUAAUGGAAUAUGCUGAAAAUGGAAGUUUACUUGACGUAAUAAGAAAAGAUCAGUAUAUAGACGAAGUUAGAGCCCGAAAAUAUUUCAGACAAUUAAUAGACGCUGUGGAUUAUUGUCACGAAAGAGGAGUGGUGCACAGGGACAUAAAAUGUGAAAAUCUUUUAAUGGAUCAUGAUAACAAUGUUAAACUUUCUGAUUUUGGAUUUGCAAGAGGUCACAUGCGCAUAAAAAAUGGAGUCGCGCCAUUAAGUGAUACCUUUUGUGGUAGCUAUGCUUAUGCCUCACCUGAAAUAUUAAAAGGUGUACCAUACCAACCUCAACUCUCAGAUAUAUGGUCCACUGGUGUCGUUCUUUAUGCCAUUGUAUACGGUAGAUUACCGUUCGAUGAUACUAAUUAUAACCAACUUCUAAAACAAGUACAGAGUAAAAUUUCAUUUCCCAAAGAACCUAAAAUAUCAGCUAAUUGUAAGUCGCUUAUAACUAAAAUUUUGGCUCCGGUAAAAUUUCGACUGAAAAUUCCCGCCAUACGAUCGGAUCCAUGGUUUGUUCAAGGACCAUCAGAUUCUUCUGCAAACGGCCCUCAAGGAUCGGAGGAUACAAUUCCAUCAACCAGAUCUGAUCGAUCGUCCAGUGAUGGUACCCCAGUACAGUUGGUAACCAAAGAAGCUCUUAAAGCUAAUUCUAGUAAGCCGGAUAAAGUACGAAGUUCAACAGAAGAAUAUCCUUUAGAAACGACGGGUCCACGUACUAGAAGCAAUAGCAGAGUCACCGAUUGA
Messenger RNA from Pediculus humanus corporis (human body louse), 1161 nucleotides. RefSeq names its product cAMP-dependent protein kinase catalytic subunit, putative. The transcript has 7 exons. Gene Ontology annotation, biological process: protein phosphorylation; intracellular signal transduction; microtubule cytoskeleton organization. The coding region runs from base 1 to 1161 and encodes 386 amino acids. Gene Ontology annotation, cellular component: cytoplasm. NCBI's taxonomy places the organism in Eukaryota, Metazoa, Arthropoda, Insecta, Psocodea, Pediculidae. The record is from RefSeq and is a predicted model, not a curated record. Gene Ontology annotation, molecular function: ATP binding; protein serine/threonine kinase activity; tau-protein kinase activity.